AUGAAGUCCCCAUUCCUGCGGCGCCUCCCUCUGCGGAGGGCUGCGUCCAUGGCCAAGCCCGCCGUCGCCAUAGCCCGCGCAGCCAGCAGCAGCGUCUCGCAAAGACCAAACUCCGACUACGUCUCCUUCCCCGGCGCCCUCAAGAGCGCCUUUGCGAGCGAGCUGCGCUUCGAAACCCCCGCCUCGUACGCGGCGCUGCCCACCUACCGCGUCGUCGACCAGCACGGCAAGGUGGUGGACCAGUCCUUCCAGGCGGACAUUUCCGACGAGCAAGUCGUCGAGCUGUACAAGAACAUGCUGUACAUAUCCAUCAUGGACCUCAUCAUGUUCGAUGCGCAGCGCCAAGGCCGCCUCAGCUUCUACAUGGUGAGCGCCGGCGAGGAGGCUGUCAGCGUGGGCAGCGCGAGCGUCCUGGACCCGGAGGAUCCCGUCUACUGCCAGUACCGGGAGCAGGGCUUCUUCAAGCAAAGAGGCUUCACCACGAAGGAGUUUAUGUCGCAGCUGUUUGCCAAUAAGAACGAUACCGGCAAGGGGAGAAACAUGCCCAUCCACUACGGCUCCGGGCGGCUGCACAUUCACACCGUCUCCUCGCCUCUUGCAACGCAGAUGCCGCAAGCGUCGGGAGCUGGCUACGCACUCAAGAUACAGAGGAUGCAGGAACCCAAGUCCAAGCCCCGGGUGGCCGUGUGCUUCUUUGGCGAGGGGGCGGCCAGCGAGGGCGACUUCCACGCCGCCAUGAACAUUGCUGCCACGCGCUCGUGUCCCGUCGUCUUCAUCUGCCGCAACAACGGCUAUGCUAUCUCGACGCCGACCCUGGAGCAGUACCGGGGAGACGGCAUCGCCAGUCGCGGCAUCGGCUACGGGAUAGACACGAUCCGCAUCGACGGCAACGACAUCUGGGCGGUCCGGGAAGCCGUCAAGAAGGCACGCGAGAUGGCGCUCCAGGACGGCGGGAAGCCGGUGCUGAUCGAGUGCAUGACGUACCGCGUCUCCCACCAUAGCACCUCUGACGACUCGUUUGCCUACCGGGCGCGGGUCGAGGUGGAGGACUGGAAGAGGCGCGACAAUCCCAUCACGCGGCUGAGGAAGUGGAUGGAGACCAAGGGGUGCUGGGACGAGGCCAAGGAGAAGGAGGCCCGGGACAGCCUGCGGCGGGAGAUCCUCAAGGGCUUCGCCGAGGCGGAGAAGGAGAAGAAGCCGGCGCUGCGGGCGAUUUUCGAGGACGUAUACGAGGAGCUGACGGACGACCUCCGGGACCAGAUGGGCCAGCUCAAGGAGAUGCUGGACAAGUACCCGGACGAGUACGACGUGGCCGAGUUUGAGGGGGGCAAAGACAGCUUGAAGCCGUGA
This is a messenger RNA of Hirsutella rhossiliensis, 1350 nucleotides long. RefSeq names its product dehydrogenase e1 component domain-containing protein. The record is from RefSeq and is a predicted model, not a curated record. Gene Ontology annotation, biological process: branched-chain amino acid catabolic process. Gene Ontology annotation, molecular function: oxidoreductase activity, acting on the aldehyde or oxo group of donors, disulfide as acceptor. The transcript is spliced from 2 exons. Bases 1 to 1350 code for a protein of 449 amino acids. NCBI's taxonomy places the organism in Eukaryota, Fungi, Ascomycota, Sordariomycetes, Hypocreales, Ophiocordycipitaceae.